This is a messenger RNA of Solanum pennellii, 4543 nucleotides long. Its product is annotated as pentatricopeptide repeat-containing protein At2g13420, mitochondrial-like. The coding region runs from base 42 to 1640 and encodes 532 amino acids. The transcript is spliced from 5 exons. Lineage: Eukaryota; Viridiplantae; Streptophyta; Magnoliopsida; Solanales; Solanaceae. Gene Ontology annotation, molecular function: protein binding. The record is from RefSeq and is a predicted model, not a curated record.
UGAUCAUUUUUGACUCUGUUGUUGAACUAUUUCAGGGUUUUAUGCUAUCUAUCUUCUUCCUGUGCACGAUCGAGAUGCUUGUCCGAUUUGAUUUCCGUUCUCUCUUCUUCCCUAAACUCCCCGUCCGUUUUCUCCGCUUCUUCUGCUCUUCACAACUCCAGCAAACGCCGCCGGAACUUCCGCAAUUCGAACCCUCAAACGACGCCGACUUAAUCUCUCAGCUACUCCUCCAACACCACAAUCCAUUUCACGCCAUGGAAUCUUCUCUUCAGCUCCAUGGCAUUUCCUUCACCCCUUUUCUUGUUCAUCAAACUCUCAUCCGACUCAAAAACUGUUCUAAAGUCGCCCUUUCCUUCUUUCACUACUCCCAAUCGCAACCCAAUUCCGACACCUCCACCACCACUGCUUUCAAUCUCCUCAUCGACAUUUUAUGCAAAGUCCGCCAGUUUGAUGUUGCAUGGCAGCUUAUUAUUCAAAUGGACCAGAAAUCUGUAAAAACUGAUUUCACUACUUUUUAUGUGUUGAUCCGUAGGCUUAUCUCUGCUGGCUUUACCCGCCAAGCUAUUCGGACUUUCAGUGAAAUGCAUGUAUUUCUUGAUCAAUACGGUGAAGAUGAAGUAUGGAAAUUGUAUUUUAGUUAUCUUCUUGAUACUCUUUGUAAAUAUGGAUAUGCUAAGGUGGCUACUGAAGUUUUUAAUAAAGAGAAAUGGAGAUUGGAGCUCAACUGUAAAGUUUAUACUAUUCUGAUUUAUGGUUGGUGUAAAGUGAAGAAUGUAGAGAUGGCUAGGAGGUUUCUUGGGGAGAUGAUGGAUAAGGGUAUUGAUCCAAACGUGGUAAGUUACAAUGUUUUAUUGAAUGGAAUUUGUAGGAGAGCGAGUUUGCAUCCGGAUGGCAGAUUUGACAAGGUAAUCAGGGAAGCAGAGAAGGUGUUUGAAGAAAUGACUGAAAGAGGUGUGGAGCCAGAUGGAACCAGCUAUUCCAUACUCCUCCAUGUCUAUAGCCGGGCUCAUAAGCCUGAGUUAUCACUUGAGAAAUUAAGGAUUAUGAAACGCAAAGGGAUAUGCCCGAAUAUUGUGACAUAUACCUCAGUUAUCAAGUGUCUCUGCACUUGUGGUAGGAUUGAAGAUGCAGAACUGUUACUCGAGCAAAUGGUUUCUAAUGGGGUGACUCCCACAUCCACCACUUACAAUUGUUUCUUUAAAGAAUUCAAAGGGAGGAAGGAUGUCGAUGGUGCUUUGAGGUUGUACGGGAAAAUGAAGCAGGGCUCCCUCUGCUCACCUAGCGUGAGUACAUUCAACAUCUUGUUGGGGAUGUUACUGAAAUUAGGUCGAAUAGGGAUGGCAAGAGAUAUUUGGGACGAUAUGAAGGAUUCUGGAGCAGGGCCUGAUUUGGAUUCAUAUACAUUGUUGAUUCAUGGAUUUUGUGAGAAACAAAAAUGGAAAACAGCCUGUGAAUUCUUUAUGGAAAUGAUAGAAAAGGGAUUUCUGCCACAGAAGGUCACCUUCGAGACACUUUAUAGAGGCUUAAUACAAUCAAAUAUGCUGAGAACUUGGAGAAGGUUAAAAAAAAGGCUUGAUGAGGAAUCAAUAACUUUUGGUUCAGAAUUUGAAAAUUAUCACCUCAAGCCUUAUAGAAGGUAAUCUGAUGAAGUUCUGAAAGGGCGCUGAACAAUCUGAUGUCAAGCUAAAGUGUGAACUGAUAUUUUCUGAUUAAUGGAGAGCUAUUUAUAAUUGAUGGUGUAACAGACAUCAAGAACAAAAGUAAGAACCUUAGGCUAUAGUUCAGGCUGUAAGGGUGACGCCAGGCACAUUAAAUGAGACACUGUUCAUCCCAAAGGCAUCCUAUGUACCAACAACACAUGCACUUCCUCCUUACCACCAAUCUCAAGAAGGAGCAUUCUCCCAACCAAGUAGUGCAAUGAGUCAGGAUUGGAAGUUGUUCAAGCAAAUGAUGCUCCAAUGGCUUCUCUCACGACUUCCAUCGGAAAAUCUUUAAGGGCAAACGAGCAAAAUUUCUCAAGCCCUCAACUCUAGACCAAAAGGUUCUCUACCAAGUAAUACGGUGGCUAUAAUCCUUAAGAAUUUGGUUGAGGAGAAGGAUAAGAAAGCGAAGGAGUUGCAAGAUAACACUGUUGCAGUCCAUUUUACCCCACAAAAGCAAAAUAGGCAAGACGCUAAUGGCUAAAUGUAGGACGCAUAAUGAAGGAAAGAUGCAUGAAUUAACAAUGAAACUGGCUUUGCAGAAGUCUCACAAUGCUGAACACAAAAGUCAAUUUGAAGAUAGAAAACAUGAAUGAUGAACAAGAAAUGGGUGGCCCAAUGGUUGGUAUUGAUUCGAAAGAAAGGAAGAUCGAUCAUUCAACGUCCAUCAGAUGCUUCAAGUGCAGUUUUGAUUCCUAUCAAGCUCACAGGCCCUGAAAAUUACGGAGUGUGGAGUUAAUCAAUGAGAAUUGCAUUGACGGGGAAGAGAAAAAUUGGAUUUAUUACAGGAGCUUACAGUAGAUCUCUGUAUCGAGAUGAAUUACAUGAACAGUUGGAAACAUGUAAUGCAAUUGUAUUGUCAUGGUUGAUGAGUUCAGUCAGUGAAGAUCUUCUAAGUGGAAUAGUGUAUGCUACCAAUGCUUAUACAGUUUGGGCGGACUUGAAAGAAAAGUUCGACAAAGUCAAUCGAAUGAGAAUUUACCAGCUGCACAGGGAAAUCAACACACUCUCACAAGGUAGUGAUUCAGUUUCAACUUACUACACUAAAUUAAAGAAUUUGUGGAGGGAAUACCUUCCCCUAGUUGUGCAUGUCCAAAAUCCAAAGAAUAUGCAGAUCACCUAUCAGCUUAGACUAAUUCAGUUCCUUAGUGGUUUGAAUGAGUCGUAUGAACAUGCUAAGAGACAAAUUUUGCUAAAAGGUGUUACUCAUUCUAUUAAUCAAGCUUAUGCCAUGAUUAUAGAGGAUGAGCUUCAACAACAAACAGCUUCUGUAGCCAUUGUUAAUAAUGUACCGGAGCCAGUAGCUAUGAGUGUUAACAGAGGUAGCAAUCAUAAUCAGGAAGGUCAGAAUCAUAAAGGAAGAAGAUGUGAAUAUUGUCAGUAUACUGGACACACUAAGGAAAAUUGUUACAAAUUAAUUGGCUAUCCAGCAGAUUGGAAACACAGAAAGAAGUCUGGUUUCAAUAAUUCAAGGUCAAGUCCAAUGCAUCCUUCAUCUGGAAGACAUGGCUACAAUCAUUCUGGAGAAGCUAACAACAUAUCCAAAGAUAAUUAUGGAGAAGCUUCUUCUAGUCAUCAUGAAGUAAACAAUGCUUUUGUUGCCAGAGGACAUGCAUUUAUUGAUGGAGAAUACAAACAAAUAAUGGACAUGUUAGGGAAGGAUAAUAAGGACAUGAAGCAGGUCAACAUGAAAGGUAUGGCAAAUUGUUUUUCAACUAAUGUUGCCUCUCAUUGUUGGAUAGUAGACUCUAGUGUUUCUCAUCAUAUUACAACAAAUGAGCAUUUGUUGAAAAAUAGUAAAUGCACAACUAGUUCUCUCCAAGACAAGGUGAAUUUACCUACAGGUGAUAAGGCCUUUAUAUCACACAUAGGAGAAACAUGUUUUCUUAACAACGAAGUGAUUAAAGAUGUGUUGUGUGUAUCUGAGUUUAAGUUCAACUUGUUGUCUGUCUCACAACUAACCAGGGAACUAUCAUGUUUUGUUUCCUUUUACCCUAAAUUCUGUAUAUUUCAAGACCUUUACAGUGGCAGGGUGAAGGGGAUUGGUAAGGAAGAAGGGAGCAUGUACAUAUUCAGAAAUGAUUCUAUCAUGAAAGGAAAAUGUGAAUCUCAAAACAUCAGAAAAUUGCUGCAUGGGUAUCAUUGCAGGAUUGUGAAUUGUGGCAUAGAAGGCUUGGUCAUCCUUCAAUUCAAGCACUGCAAGGUUUAGACCUACUACAUAGCAAUAAAGACAUUGAUUUACUUACUAGUUGUUCAGUCUGUCCAUUAGCUAAGCAAACUAGAUUGUCAUUUCCUACCAGUGCAUCCAAAACUUCUAAAUGCUUUGAACUUGUAGACAUGGAUAUAUGGGGACCAUAUAAGGUUCCCACAUUUAAUAAGAAAUACUAGUUUCUUACAAUUGUUGAUGAUUGCAGCAGAUAUACUUGGGUGCAUUAAUUACAGCUUAAGUCUGAAACCAUUGUAGAAUAAAGAAUUUCUUUGUAUUGAUAAAGAAUCAGUUUGGGCACACCAUCAAGACAGUGAGGUCAAACAAUAGAAUAGAGUUUUUCAUCAAAGUAUCUGUCCUCACACACCACAACAAAAUGGUAUAGUGGAGAGGAAGCAUAGACACAUCUUGAAUGUAGCUAGGGCCAUCAAAUUUCAGUCUUGUAUGUCUCUUAGAUUCUGGGGAGUGUGUGUUCAAGCAAUUGUGUAUUUGAUUAACAGACUAUCCUCAUCAAUUCUUCAUAAUAAAAGUCCAUAAGAAAUAUUAUUCUCUAAACCUCCCAAUAUCAGCCUUUUGAGAGUUAUAGGUUGUCUUGGUCAUGCUUCUAUUGUUCCUAGAAAUAACAAGUUCUUAGAAA